GGCUGCGUUUUAAAUCCGCAGUUAAAAAAAAAAAAAAAUCGAGCACGCCACGUCGUACAAACGAGGGAGUGAGAGAUAGAGCACAGUAUGAUGUCCCCAAGUCAAUCACAAACAAUGGAAAGAAGGGGUUCACAACCUUAUUAUGGAAUGAUUCCCCUAGACACGGAGAAACCCAGACCCCGGAGAGAAAAGGCCGGAGACCGGUGGCGCGGGUCCAGGGGGGCAGGCAGGGUUUUCCGAUGCUCGCGCGCCGGGCCGGGGGAGAGGGGCGGGGGGAGGGUGGUCGCGGCGGGAAGCCGCGGAGGCGGCUCUAAGCCCCCAGCCCCGCCCCGUUUGGGCGGCCCCUCCCCGAUCCCGGGCUCCAGGCGUCGCGGGGGCCCAAGGGGGGCGACCCGGGCUAACGACUGGCAUCUCCCAGGCGACCGGCUCCGCAUCAAGAUGGCGGAAGAUAAAGACAAGGAAGAGUUAGCACUAGCAGAAUUUCACAAAAAAAUCAAAGAAGCAUUUGAAGUGUUUGACCAUGAGUCGAAUAAUACAGUGGAUGUGAGAGAAAUUGGGACAAUUAUCAGGUCAUUAGGAUGCUGCCCUAGUGAAGGAGAGCUGCAUGAUCUGCUUGCAGAGGUAGAAGAAGAAGAACCCACUGGAUAUAUUCGAUAUGAAAAAUUUCUUCCAGUGAUGACCAAAGUACUUCUGGAAAGAAGAUAUAGACCAAUUCCAGAAGAUGUCCUUCUUCGAGCUUUUGAGGUUUUAGAUUCUGCUAAACGUGGGUUUCUUACUAAGGAAGAACUCAUCAAAUAUAUGACUGAAGAAGGUGAGCCUUUCUCCCAAGAAGAAAUGGAAGAAAUGUUGUCUGCUGCAAUCGAUCCAGAUUCAAAUUCAAUUAAUUACAAGGAGUAUAUAGCAAUGAUGGUGAUAGACGAAAAUUAAAUGUUUUAAAACCUUAAUUUCUAAUUGAAAAGAUAGUUUGAAAAUGGCUUGUCCUAAUUAAUUUUGCAUUUUAUUUUGUAAUUCUUUUAUCUGAUAUCAAUGCCUGUGACAUGAUUAUUUCAACAUAUUUUGUUUUCUAAAGAUGAUCAUAACAAAAAUUCUUUUUUAGUACUGGGAAUGGAAUCCACUGAGCUUCAUCCCUAACUCUUUUUACAUUUUUCAUUUUGAGACAGGGACUCACCAACAGGCUGGCCUCAAACUUGCAAUUGUCUUGCCUCAGACUUCUGAGUAGCUGGGAUCAUAGGUGUGCCCUGCUCACCUGGAUGAUCAUAAUAAUGUUAAAUUAAACAUGUCCAGACUUAUGGAAUGACAUACUACUAAUUACUUAAAAACUAAUCUUAAGACAGUUUAACAUUAAAAUAGAUUAUUGUUAAUUUUCUAUAAUAAACAUGUUACCUUUUAAUUAACUAAACUGAGAAAAUUAAUAAUAACUAUAAUGAGCCAAGGUUUGGCAUAUAAAGAUCUUGAGAGAGGGCAGAAUGACCACAAAUUGAAAAUGAGUAUCAGUGUGAUGAAGGCUUCUUUUUAAAGAACAAUAAACACUUCAGUAAUCUGAA
This is a messenger RNA of Marmota monax (woodchuck), 1544 nucleotides long. RefSeq names its product EF-hand calcium binding domain 2 (gene Efcab2). The transcript is spliced from 7 exons. The record is from RefSeq and is a predicted model, not a curated record. Lineage: Eukaryota; Metazoa; Chordata; Mammalia; Rodentia; Sciuridae. Gene Ontology annotation, molecular function: calcium ion binding. The coding region runs from base 88 to 927 and encodes 279 amino acids.